This is a messenger RNA of Trichoderma atroviride IMI 206040, 1994 nucleotides long. RefSeq lists its product as uncharacterized. Lineage: Eukaryota; Fungi; Ascomycota; Sordariomycetes; Hypocreales; Hypocreaceae. The record is from RefSeq and is a predicted model, not a curated record.
UGCCUGUUGGUGCACUGAGAAGCCUGAGGGUAUCCCGGACCUCUCUCUGCUUCGUUCAUUUCGUUUCUCAGUAUACUUUAGGUACUACUCAGUACUGUGGUUCGAAAUGCGCAGUAGAAGGCUGCCCCUGGCGGCGGCUCCCUUCAUCUUCCUCCUGGUGCUGGCAAGUCUGUAUCUUGGGCGAGAUCGUCUGUCUUGGUUCCCGAGCUCUCAGAGACAGCCGAUACCAUUGAAGCAGCUCGCUCAACAGGUGGUGGGAGAUGGCGCCGUUCUUUCAUCGGCCAACAUCACCGAGUAUCUCGAGGCCAUCUACCAUGUGAAGCCAGACUCGAGAUUGACACCUCGCCUCGAGUGCCCUGCUAUCAACGCUACACGAUAUAAGACGUUGAAAAACAAACAGAAGAAGAAGUCAUCAGGGCGGCCGGCACCAUCCUCUCCUCCUGCUCGUCCCGCUUCACCCUCGUCGUCUUCACGUUCAUCUCCAUCCUCGUCAUCUUCACCUGUAUCGGUGUCUAAAUUACUAUCGGCGUCCAAGUCAUCGUCAUCGUCAUCGUCAUCAAAGCCAACGGCCACUCCUGCUCCUCGCUCACUCAACAGUCCGGCCUCUGAGAUCCGGUACUUCUUCGCCCUUGAUUUGCGAAAUUGCAUCGAUCUCCUCCCCCGCCUCAUGGGCAGCAUCAUCGAGGCCAUGCAAUUUCUCGGCCCUCGCUCAUGUGCCCUCUCCAUUGUAGAGGGAGACUCUCCCGACGGCACUGGAGACAUACUCGCCGCCCUACGCCCCAGCCUCGAGGCGCUGGGCGUCACUUACAUCUACAACUCUUCGACCGUCAAGUCCGCCGAGGGUGAUCGCAUCGCCAAGCUUGCAAAGCUGCGCAACAUGCCCCUGGAGCCGAUUUUUGAGCAGUCAAUCCCCAUCGCCGACGACGCCAGCGUCGUCUUCCUCAACGACGUGGCUGCCUGCGCCGAAGACAUUCUCGAGCUGAUCCUGCAGAAGCAGGAGCUCAACGCCGACAUGACCUGCGCCAUGGACUGGACGUACCCCGGCGACGAGCCCAACUUUUACGACGUCUGGAUCGCGCGCGGCAUCAACGGCGACUCGUUCUUCCACAUCCCGGCCAACGGCAACUGGGGUGAGGCGCAAAACCUCUUUUGGAACGCGCCGGACACGAGGUCCCGCUUUGAUGAGCUGCGCCCCUUCCAGGUGUUUGCCUGCUGGAACGGCGCCACGGUCUUUAGCGCAAAGCCCAUUGUCGAGGGCCUUCAUUUCCGCACAAACUACCACAAGACGGGCGAGUGCUUCCAGGGCGAGCCGGUGCUGUUCUGCAAGGACAUGUGGUGGCGCGGCUACGGCAAGAUUGCGGUCGUGCCGAGCGUCAACCUCGAGUACACGGACAAGAACGGCAAGCGGAUCAAGCAAGACAAGGGUUUCGUGUCGGACAUUGUUGCGGAACAGGACCCGCGCGACGACUUGAUUGAUUGGACGGGCCCGCCGGAUACCGUUCGAUGCAUGCCGACCUGGAAGGACCAGUUUUUCCAGCGGUGGAAUAAGAGCUUAACGGAAUAGAUUUUUUUGCUUUGUUUUAUGAUUUAUUAUUAUGGGAAGGGGAUAAACAUAAACCCCGCAAUGGCACUUGAAAAACGAUACGUGUAAAUAAUAAAUAAUGUACGCCGUUAUGGUAUUGUACUGGUUGGUUGGGCAUAUAUAGAGAGUCUCUUGGGGUUGUUCUUGGUUAUUUCUGCAUCUUUUUCACAAAACAAGCCUGCAUCUUUUGCUUUAUUCAAAUCAUUGUGUUUUCAAUUGUUUGUACAUAUUAUACAUUUCAUCAGACAUUAUUCUUCAUUUUUCCAAUCUCGAUCCCAGCUCAAUUGGAGCUUCCUCGUCCGCCCUGGCCAACGUUGGGGCCCUGCUUGAUGCCCUGGCUCUGUCCCCCGCUGGCGUUUACGUCUUGCAGCCCGGCGCCCUUUUCAUGCAGGCCCUCUGGCAGGGGCGCAGU